This is a messenger RNA of Penicillium soppii, 1584 nucleotides long. RefSeq lists its product as uncharacterized. Gene Ontology annotation, biological process: L-cysteine transport; transmembrane transport. Lineage: Eukaryota; Fungi; Ascomycota; Eurotiomycetes; Eurotiales; Aspergillaceae. The record is from RefSeq and is a predicted model, not a curated record. Gene Ontology annotation, cellular component: membrane. Gene Ontology annotation, molecular function: L-cysteine transmembrane transporter activity. The coding region runs from base 1 to 1584 and encodes 527 amino acids. The transcript is spliced from 10 exons.
AUGGGGGAAAAUCAGAAAUUUGCCAUUAAGGCAACAGCACAAGCCAGCGAAGAUAGCGAUAAUAAGCGGCGCACUGCACCGAAGGUUCCUGAUCAAUUUGCUGAUGAGAGUUUUAAAUUGUUUUCCAAGAUCCAGGUCACAGAUCCUACUCCCGAGGAAGCAAGACGGAUUCGAAAUAAAUGCUUAUGGCGCAUUCUGCCAUUUCUGUGCAUUGGAUAUCAUCUGAUGUAUGUUGACAAGCAAACUCUUGGAAGUUCCGCCAUUCUCGGAAUUAUGACAGACGCCCAUCUCAACUCAAAUCAAUACAAUUGGCUUUCGUCUAUCUUUUACUUCGGUUAUCUGCUAGCUGAGUGGCCCCAGAAUUGGGCUUUGCAAAGGUUUCCUGUGGGAAAAUGGCUCGCUGGAAAUUUAAUAGUGUGGGGUGGGAUCACUCUGCUGCAUAUCCCAUGCAAUAGUUUUGCCUCAUUGUUCGUGGUUCGAUUCUUCCUUGGGGUAGCAGAAGCAUCUAUCGUGCCGGCAUUCCUCCUUUCCAUGUCCAUGUUUUUCACGUAUGACGAACAGGCUGUGUUGAUGCCGGUCAUGUGGUCAAUCGGCAAUGCAAGCCCUAUCACCUCAGGUUUGUUGUCUUAUGGUGUUUUGUGGAUUGAUACAGGCAGCUUCUCUCCUUGGAAGUGGUUUAUGGUUAUCACCGGUGUGCUCACAGUCAUAUUUGCUGGUUGUGUCUAUUUUCUCUUCCCGGACAGUCCUCUCCAUGCCAAAUUCUUGACUUACGAGGAGCGGGGACUAGCAAUCUUGCGGAUCAAAAAGAAUCAUUCCGGGAUAGAGCAGAAGCUGUUCAAGAGAUAUCAGUUUAUCGAAGCUAUCCAAGAUCCAAAGACAUGGCUAUUCUUUCUACAUGCCUGGUCACAGGAAAUGGCGAACGGAAUAACAAAUCAAUACUCACUGAUUAUCAAUUCGUUUGGCUUCACCGUUCUCCAAACAACACUAUUGGGAACUGUGACCGGUAUAGUAUCAUUCUUUUCCCUUGCAUCGGCGGCCACAACAUUAUACCACACCAAGAAUUUUCGAGCAUGGAUUUCACUUAUCGCAUAUAUCCCAGCAGGCCUGUCAAGUAUUCUAUUGUUAGCCUUGCCCUGGACCAACCGAUGGGGUCUCAUUGCUGGAAUCUGGAUUCGAUCCACAGCCGGCAUCCCAUAUGCAGUUGUGAUGAUCUGGGCUGCAAAUGCAUCAGCGGGUCAUACAAAGAAAACUACCGUCAUUGCGCUGUAUCAUAUUGGUUACGGACUAGGAAAUAUUAUCUCUCCACAGCUGUUCCGACCAGAAUGGAAGCCUCGAUACAGACCAACAUGGGUAAUCUUGCUUGUGGUCGCUGCAAUUCUUCCAUCGCUUGUUAUCAUCUCUCUCAGGGUAUAUCUGAGCCGGGAGAAUACACGUCGUGACAAGCUUGAGGAAGUCAACCAGGUUACUAGCAAUGGUAUCAUUGAGACGGUCGAUUCGGAGGGUGGUACUGUGACUCGUGUUGUGGAUAAUACUCAGUUGGAUCUCACUGAUAGGGAGAACUUGAAGUUUCGAUAUGUACUUUGA